CUUCUCUGAUGGCGCCCAAAUUUUAGAGUACUGCAACUUCUCGGGUCCUUACUCCUUACAUUACAUCGCUACAUCAACGUUCGUACAAUUUAGAAUCUCGUGUAUUAGUACUGCCCGCAAUCAAAAUGCCUAGAACCUCUGGUAAAAAUAACAAGCGUAAGAAGGUGUCCAGUGCAGAGGAAGAAUCUGGAAGUGCCAGCUCUUCUGACAGUGGACCUGAAGAUAGGAAUCCUCCACCCAAAACGGAGGCUGCCAAAUCUAAAAAACCUGCAGCAGCAACUGCUUCAGGGGCAGCUAAGAGUGUUCAGCAAUCUGAAGACGCUGAGCCAUCAUGGAAUCUGGAUAAGCAACGUGUUCUGAAAGUCCGAUCUUGGAGAGGAAAAACAUUCAUUGAUAUUCGUGAAUAUUAUGAAAAAGAUGGAAAGCAGUUGCCAGGGAAAAAGGGGAUCAGUUUGAAUAGCACUCAAUGGAGCAAGUUGAAGUCAAUAAUUUCAGAAGUUGAUGAAGCAUUGGAAGCAAUUUAAAUGGAUACAAGAUUUCCUAAAGCAUUGAUUGUAUUCUUUGAAAAUAUCAUAAUCCAGAAAUAAAUGUGAAGCAAAGAAAUAAAAUAAAAACAAUGA
This is a messenger RNA of Daphnia pulicaria, 620 nucleotides long. It is a transcript of the gene Ssb-c31a, whose product is annotated as RNA polymerase II transcriptional coactivator-like. The coding region runs from base 126 to 524 and encodes 132 amino acids. Gene Ontology annotation, biological process: positive regulation of transcription initiation by RNA polymerase II. Gene Ontology annotation, molecular function: DNA binding; transcription coactivator activity. NCBI's taxonomy places the organism in Eukaryota, Metazoa, Arthropoda, Branchiopoda, Diplostraca, Daphniidae. The transcript has 3 exons. The record is from RefSeq and is a predicted model, not a curated record.